UCUGACUGUCCCGUAUUACAAGGAUGUGAUACGGCUCUAAAGAAUUUAUAGAAUUAAUUAAAAUACGAACAUAUCAGAUGAGCAAAUUUUUAAGAUUAUAAUUUACAGAAGCGAUGUCUCGCCAUCGUACUCCAUUUUUUUCUUUUAGAAUUUAAGGUUUCCAUUUGUUUUGUUUUUCUCGAAAUACCUCGAAGACUCCUCCUACUGUAGCUGCAUUGGCUAGCUAUAUUGCAUUUGCACAUUAAUUACUGGUAUAUUAAAGUUUAUUACACCUUUCGAAUAGUUUCACCUUUGUGGCAAUGGGUGAAAAUAACUGUCUUCCCCCGAGGAGUGUCUUGUGUUUAUUUGAUGUGGACGGCACCCUGACACCUGCUAGAGAAAAGAUCGACCCACAGCUGGACGUGUUCUUUCAGUCUCUGCGGAGCAAGGUGAAGAUUGGAGUGGUGGGCGGGUCAGACUACUCCAAGAUUGCGGAGCAGCUGGGGAACGGGGAUGAAGUUAUACACAAGUUUGACUACGUGUUUGCAGAGAAUGGCACAGUACAGUACAAGGAUGGAAAACUAAUCUUCAAACAGGCCAUUCAGAACCAGCUGGGGGAGGAGCUGCUGCAGGAUCUCAUUAACUUCUGCCUCAGCUACAUGGGGCUCAUCAAACUGCCCAAGAAGAGGGGCACUUUUAUCGAGUUCCGGAACGGAAUGCUCAACAUCUCCCCCAUCGGUCGAAGUUGCACGCUUGAGGAGCGAAUCGAGUUCUCCGAAAUCGACAAGAGAGAGAAGAUACGGGAGAAGUUUGUCGCCGCCCUGCAAAAGGAGUUUGCUGGGAAGGGCCUUCGGUUCACCAAGGGGGGCCUGAUUAGUUUUGAUGUGUUCCCCGAGGGCUGGGACAAGAGGCUGUGUCUGGACAUCCUGGAGGGGGAGGGGCUGGAGGCCAUCUACUUUUUCGGCAAUGAGACCACACCUGGAGGCAAUGACUAUGAGAUAUUCAAUGACCCACGGACCACUGGCUUCACAGUGUACUCCCCCGAAGACACAGCCAGGCUCUGCCGGGAACUCUUCAUGGUCCCCACAGUGAACCUUGACCACAGUGGCCACUCAAAUGGUUGUCUGUAAAACAGCUCCCCAUGCUGUUUAACACUGGUGCUACACAAACAGCAAAGAGUUGUUUUUCAUUUCUCUUGAGAGAUGCAGUGAUUUUCCUUUUUCUCUUUAACUGUUGUGAUUUUAAAAUAUACUGUAGCUCUCACUGACUGAUUUCACAUCACCUGUAUGUGGAAAAUGUACAUUUAAGAAAAAUGUACUAAAAACCAGAAGGAACCAUUAAAUAUGUAUUUAUUAACUUAUCCACAAACUGACAGUACAGGGAACAUGAAUCAACGUUUCUGUGUGUUACCAUAUUAUUUCAGUAUAUUAAUGAUAGUUUUAAUACUAUAUUCCUUUUCUAUGUGGGAGAAGUGAUUCUGCUUAAAACAUAUCCAGCAUCAGUACUUUGAUAAAACAGCCAAACGAUCUUCUGGACACCCCUGCUUAAACCAACUUAAGCUGGUUUAGGCUGUUUUUUUACACUUUUAGUUGGUUCUUGAUGGUUCACCAGCUGACCAGCUUAUAGUCAGGUAUUCCACAAUGUUUGCCAUCUGACUCUACCCAUUUUAACCAGCCUUGACCAGCCACAGAUCAGCUUUGACCAGCUAAGGUCAGCUAUUACUCGCUGAGACCAACUUAAGAAUCCCAGCUGAUCUUAGUGGGAGCUUUAGCUUUUUAGCAGUGACAACAAUUAUUUGCAAAGAAACUCCAGAGUACUGUAUUUUUAUCCACUCAGUUGUCAUAUACAUGUCAGAAAUGUAUGUGUUUUAUGUAUCUGUUUACAUUGUCACUGUAAGUGAGCAUGUGAUGUCCUGUACUGUUACACAGCAGAGUGUGUGUGGUUUUUAAGGAUGAGAACUGUCUAGCAGUGCUUGUUUACCAGGGAGCCAACUACACCCCAGCUUUCCAGCUACACCACCCUUAGGCGGUGUCAUUUCCCCUACACCUGCUGCUGAAACUGUGACAAGCUGUUUUUCAGAUGGUUUAAAGAGUUGGACAGAGCCCCACCCAGAGGGGUUCAGAGGCGCUGAACAUUAAACAUUAAAACUUACGUCUCUCGGCCAGUUGAAACUGAAAUGUGCCAGUUUGGAACGUCUUAUGAAUAUUCCUGUAGUUCAUGAUCACAAACUGGGAAUGUCCCCUGGGAACUCAUGUUACUGACUGGAUUUUGUGAGGAUGGAAGGAACAUGGGAGCUAAAUAUUCCGUUGCUAUAGAGAAUGCAGGGGGAACUGAUGGCAUUGGAACUAGCUGUUCAUUGGCUUUACAUAUCACUUCCAGUAUCUUCCGUCAUGUGCGGUCCUAUAGUGUAGGCUUGCUAACUGCACUCAAAUAUUUUGGUGUGGACAGUGGUUGGGGUUUUUUUCUGUUAGGUGUUAGGAUGCUGGAUGGGGUGUGUUUGAAAAGUCACAUGCUGUGUGAAAAACAUGAGCAGGUACUGUAAAGUUUGUCAAUAUCCCUAUGACGAUUUCUAUUGAUUAUUGAGGUAUGGAAACAGUAUAAGGAAAUUAAGUAUUUUAAAUAAAACUUAUUGUGAAGGAG
Messenger RNA from Conger conger (European conger), 2619 nucleotides. RefSeq names its product phosphomannomutase 1-like. Gene Ontology annotation, cellular component: cytosol. Gene Ontology annotation, biological process: GDP-mannose biosynthetic process; mannose metabolic process; protein N-linked glycosylation. Lineage: Eukaryota; Metazoa; Chordata; Actinopteri; Anguilliformes; Congridae. Gene Ontology annotation, molecular function: phosphomannomutase activity. The coding region runs from base 300 to 1109 and encodes 269 amino acids. The transcript is spliced from 8 exons. The record is from RefSeq and is a predicted model, not a curated record.